This is a messenger RNA of Cheilinus undulatus (humphead wrasse), 1300 nucleotides long. It is a transcript of the gene vps25, whose product is annotated as vacuolar protein sorting 25 homolog. The record is from RefSeq and is a predicted model, not a curated record. Gene Ontology annotation, molecular function: structural molecule activity; protein homodimerization activity. The coding region runs from base 39 to 563 and encodes 174 amino acids. Gene Ontology annotation, biological process: protein transport to vacuole involved in ubiquitin-dependent protein catabolic process via the multivesicular body sorting pathway. Gene Ontology annotation, cellular component: ESCRT II complex. The transcript has 6 exons. NCBI's taxonomy places the organism in Eukaryota, Metazoa, Chordata, Actinopteri, Labriformes, Labridae.
UCCGGAAACAGUCAGCUGUGAGCACCGCAUCAACUGAAAUGAGUUUUGAGUGGCCCUGGCAGUAUAAUUUCCCCCCGUUUUUUACGUUACAGCCCAAUGUUGAUACAAGACAGAAGCAGCUGGCGGCAUGGUGCUCCCUGGCUCUGUCGUACUGCCGGCAUCACAAACUCUACACCUUGGACGUCAUGGAGGCUCAGGAAAGCCCCGUGUUCAACAACAAGAAGAUAGAACGAAAACUGUCGAUGGAGGCAAUUCAAGUUGUUUUCGAGGAACUGAGGAAAAAAGGCAACCUUGAAUGGUUGGACAAAAACAAGUCCCGGUGUUUAGUCAUGUGGAGACGGCCAGAGGAAUGGGGAAAGUUAAUAUACCAGUGGGUUUCCAAAAACGGGAUGGUCAACUCUGUGUUUACACUUUACGAGCUGUCCAAUGGUGAUGACACAGAAGGGGAAGAGUUUCACGGUUUAGAAGAGUGGAUGCUGCUGCGCUCGCUGCAGGCUUUACAAACAGAAGGCAAAGCAGAGAUCAUCACCAUGGACGACAGCAAGGGCGUCAAGUUCUUCUAAAACGGUGCUGGAGUCACUCGCUCUGUCUGGGAGCCAUCAUACUUUACCUGAACAGGGAAAUUUUUAAAAUCUAGCCUCUUUAGGCUACACAAGGUGAACCUAAAUACCCAGCAUGGAGGAUGCUGGUCCUGCAGUUGUUGUUGCCUUUUGGUUUGCCCGAGUUCAAAGCCUUUUUAUUGGAAGAGAAAGUUUAUCAUUUGUAUGUGUUCAACGGGGGAAAAAAGCAUUUUUAAGUGGCGGUGUGUUCAAAGCUGUCACUGUGAGGUAAAGCUGUUGCCAUUUAAAGAUGCAAUGAGUCUAUCAGGGGAGUAAAUGUCUUUUCUGAUUCUUUUAGGGGAAAUCUUUUCCCACCAGCUGUAACUUCUCUUUCUUUCCUGUAAAUAAGACUAGUUUUAUCCUGACUUCUCCCUGUUAACACGUUUCCUCUGUAUAAUUAGCUCGGCUGAUGUUCCUCUGCUGCCAACACAUCCCAAAGAAAUCCCAGAAUGCAACACCAGGGGGACUUUUUAUUUUUAGAAGACAUGCUUCCAGAAGGGGAACACUGCAGGGAGUCGGACCAUCAAUCCUCAACUCAGCUGAGUUUAAUAAUAGUGGACUUCAUGUACAGAUUGCUGUCAUCCUAUUAUUGUGCAGUAGCUACUGUGACACUCCUGUUUUCCUCCAUUAUCUCUCUCUUACUGUAUAUUCAGCCUUCUUUUUUCAUAUCCUGUAGGAAAAUAAAUUAGAAAUUUGCUACA